AUGUCCCUCGUCGUAAAUAUCAACAUUGUCUCCAACGAUGCGCCCGGUGAUUCCACAUCCAUCGUUUUAGGGGACACGAAGAGCAACGCGCCUCGCGCUUACGCGCAGUGGGUUAGCAUGCUAAUCAAGAAUUUACUGGGUAACGCUAGCAUCAAAGUUCAAAACGCUAACGUCAGCUGGGGUAAAUUCUAUGAGGACGGCAACAAAGAUCGCGAAAUUUCUGCAGGAAAGGUCAAUAGCAUCGUAAUUGCUCCCAACUUUACGGCCACUGUUGCUGCCUGCGGUCGUGCGAACGCUGCGUCCGGGACGGAAGGCACGAUCGACCUUUACGACGGUACUACUAGGAUUUGCACACUCUACUGGAACUGUCCGUGGGGAAGCAAGCGGAACGACUUUGAGAAGCGGAAUGUGAAUUCUAGCUACAUGGUCACCAUCGGUCCCUGGAACCCUGACUCGGGCGCGAUUGGGAACGUCAACAUCGACGUCGAGCGUGCCUAA
Molecule: messenger RNA, 498 nt
Organism: Fibroporia radiculosa
Lineage: Eukaryota; Fungi; Basidiomycota; Agaricomycetes; Polyporales; Fibroporiaceae
Exons: 2
Coding region: 1-498 (165 amino acids)
Biological process (GO): symbiont-mediated hemolysis of host erythrocyte
Source: RefSeq, a predicted model, not a curated record